Messenger RNA from Anthostomella pinea, 3375 nucleotides. The record is from the annotation of a GenBank genome assembly. NCBI's taxonomy places the organism in Eukaryota, Fungi, Ascomycota, Sordariomycetes, Xylariales, Xylariaceae.
AUGGCGACUAUCAAGGCAAUCGAGCCCCGCUCCGUCCACCAAAUCCAAUCUGGUCAAGUCAUCGUUGACCUCUGUUCCGUUGUCAAGGAAUUGGUGGAAAACAGCAUCGAUGCCGGGGCUACCAAUAUUGAGGUCCGGUUGAAGAAUCAAGGACUGGACUCGAUAGAGGUUCAGGAUAAUGGCUCAGGAAUAUCCAAGGAAAACUACGAAACCUUGGCCCUGAAGCAUUACACCUCCAAGCUGACUACAUAUACCGACCUCACUUCCCUCCAGACAUUUGGCUUUCGGGGCGAAGCCUUGUCAUCUCUCUGCGCCUUGUCCAAAUUUACAGUCACCACUUGCUUGGCAUCGGAUGCCCCAAAAGGGUCGAAAUUAGAAUACGAGACGUCCGGUAAGCUCCGCAGUACGGGCGUGGUGGCUGCACAAAAAGGCACAACAGCAUCGGUCGAGGGUCUCUUCCACAACUUGCCCGUACGCCGCCGGGAGCUCGAGCGAAACAUCAAGCGAGAAUGGAACAGGGUCCUUGGCGUGCUCAAUCAGUAUGCUUGCAUUCAGACUGGCCUGAAAUUCUCAGUCUCCCAGCAGCCUAACAAGGGCAAGCGGAUGGUGCUAUUCUCAACCAAAGGAAAUCGGACCACUCGCGAGAACAUCGUUAACGUGUUCGGAGCAAAGACUCUAUCCGUUCUAAUUCCUCUAGCUUUAGAGCUGGAGCUGGAGCCCACUACCAGUACACCGGGCCAGAAAUGGAGUACGCAAGAACCGUCCGAUGGUGCAGUUACGCAAAUUCAUGUUCGAGGGCAUGUUUCCCGCCCUGCUCAUGGAGAAGGGAGGCAGACACCGGAUCGACAAAUGUUCUUUGUGAAUGGUCGGCCUUGCGGGCUGCCUCAAUUCGCCAAAGUCUUCAACGAUGUGUACAAAUCCUACAAUUCUUCGCAGUCGCCCUUUAUAUUUGCCAAUAUCCAACUCGACACCCAUCUCUACGAUGUCAACGUCAGUCCGGACAAACGAACCAUCCUUCUCCAUGAUCAAACACGGAUGCUCGAUAACCUUAGAGUGUCACUCAGCGCCCUGUUUGAAUCUCAAGACUACGCGUUACCAACUUCGCAACUUCAGGGGUUCAAGCAAACACCCUUCAAGAAGCCGUCUCUCAGCAGGCAAGAUACGUCAGCAUCGAAGACCGGAUCGAGGCACUCUACACCAAGCAGAGAGGACUCUCGUGGGAAGUCCACUUCUGCAGAACCCCCGCCCAGUGUAGAAGGUGAAGGUGUGCAUGCUGAUGAUGAGGACCAGAGUUCAGGUGGGCCGGCGCGCAAGGAUUCAGUUACUACGGGAUCAUUAUCUCGUGAUGCCCAGCGUCUCAACUUGAUAAGUCGAUGGAUCGAACGAAAAUCUGACUUGCGCACGGACAGUGCCUCAAGAGACACGAAUAAAUCCGAAGCACCCAAGGGCAGGUCCAGGGCCGAAGAGCCGGUUUCUAAAUGUGGUCCGGAUAACACUGAAGAGUCUGAAAAUUCAACUCCUAUGGAGGUUCCAGAUGAUUUGUCGGCGUCUGCUGCGGAAGCAACGGAGACAUCUAGUCGCAUCGCAGACUUCCGUACACGUCUGCAAGGACUCAGUCAGUCCAAGACCCAUCAAACCACUGGCAUUGCUGCAUCCGCCGGACAAGACACAUCUGAGCCGCCCAUACCCUUUAUCACUACUCCGUCUCGUGUCUCGGACGUCAAGACCAGCAAAGCCGCACCGUAUCUGCCUAUGAAGCGAUCAGCGCCGGAAGUCGCCACAAUCACAAUAGGUGAUCACACCGUCACGAGCAUCAUUGGCUCACCCUCGAAGAAACAGCGAGUAGAACAUCACCCAGCCCAGCAUUCCUCUGCCCAACGAACUGCCAAGCAAACCGUACCAGUCCCUUCGUUCAAUGGACGCUUGACACAAAUGUUUGCAGCCAACACACAGUCAUCCCAGACAGUAUCAAGACAGAUCGAGGUCACUAGUGAGAUGCGUGAUGUCUCAGAGCAUUCUGACUCCUCAAGCGAACACCUCUUUGUGUCAGAUGAGGAGGAAGAAAAGGGCAGUCAAAGUGAAGACGGUGAAGAAGUGGAAGUUGACCAUCAAGCUGACGACGAUGAUGAGGACGAACAUGAUCAGCAGCAUGAAGUCGAUGAAGUUGUCGAGAAGAGCCCCGGGAAGGAGGAUUGCCUUGAUACCCGCAACUCCUCGCCGGUGUCCGAUGAAAACAGCGAACUGCCACAGAAGAGCGUAUCGCUGUCUCCAACCCACCUAAGUGAUGAAGACUACGUAGACGAUGUUCCACGGAAAGCAGGCGAUGCAGAAGAUGAAGAAGAUGAAGAAGAGACGCGAGGUAUUGUCGCGACUGUCGAAGAGCCGGCGGACACUAUCUCGGAAGAGACACAAAAACGCACCCAGAGCUUCGUCAAAGGUGGCACCAAGAAGAAAAAUGCGACCUGUCAUCUUCAACAGACACUACGAACAGACGAGACCCAUAUGCGUGGUGCUCUGACUAGGCAUCGAGACUAUCUCGGCGUGCUCUCCUCAGUCAAAGGAUCGGAGUUGGUCACUGACAAACUUGACGCUGAAGAUGCUGAAGAGAAGCUCUCUUUAACGAUAUCCAAGUCAGACUUUGGCAAGAUGAAGAUCAUCGGCCAGUUCAACCUGGGUUUCAUAUUGGCAUCCCGCCCUGGAGGAGUUGACAUUGACGAAGAUCAAAUUCGGCACACUAGAGAUGACGAACUUUUCAUCAUCGACCAGCACGCUACUGACGAGAAAUACAACUUCGAGCGUCUCCAAGCCAACACAGUCGUUCAAUCUCAGAGGCUCGUCCAGCCCAAGACACUGGAGCUCACGGCUGUGGAAGAGGAUAUCGUCCAGGAGAAUCUCGAAGCUUUGGAGACAAACGGCUUCAUGGUCAGCUUCGAUGAUAGCGGGGAUGAACCGUUCGGGACCCGAUGCCAGCUGCUUAGUCUGCCGCUGAGCCGUGAAACGACCUUCAACCUGCCGGACCUUGAGGAGCUUAUCUCCCUCCUGAGAGACCACCAAUCCAUUUCGGCCAACACAGUUCCACGACCCUCCAAAGUUCGGAAGAUGUUCGCGAUGCGCGCGUGUCGAAGCAGCGUCAUGAUUGGAAAGUCUUUGACUAAUCAGCAGAUGGAGAAGCUGGUCAGACAUAUGGGCGAACUUGACAAGCCGUGGAACUGCCCCCACGGCCGACCAACCAUGAGACAUCUGUGCGGUCUAGGGGCGUGGGAUGAGAUGGGCUGGAAAGAGGGCGAUGGCCUCGAUGGUGAGAGAGCGUUACCGACUAAUUGGGGUGCAUAUGUUCGCGAUCAGAACGAAAUCGAGUGGAGGGGCUAUCUAUGA